Molecule: messenger RNA, 1089 nt
Organism: Pyrenophora tritici-repentis Pt-1C-BFP
Lineage: Eukaryota; Fungi; Ascomycota; Dothideomycetes; Pleosporales; Pleosporaceae
Product: DAL3, Ureidoglycolate hydrolase
Biological process (GO): allantoin catabolic process
Molecular function (GO): ureidoglycolate hydrolase activity; ureidoglycolate lyase activity
Source: RefSeq, a predicted model, not a curated record
AUGCCGACUUCAAUGCCCGCGCCCUCGAUUCGCAUACCCAUGGAGCUCCUAACUCCAACCGCCUUUGCGCAAUUCGGAACCGUCGUUGAAAACCCCACAACAUCGCCCUCCGCAAAGCUACCCAUACCAAACCGUGUACCUGUGCCCGAUGCUGUAUCCGCUAAUCAGGGUUCUGCCACAAAGUACCUAGAUGUCACCCACAUGUCCAAUCUAUACAACCUCGCGCCGAGCAAGAAGCCUGCAAAGGCCGUAAUGAACAUGUUCGUUUGUGCGCCUCGGAACUUGCGGCCCCAUGAACCGAGUAUGAGCAUGCCGAGUUCGUGGGGAGACUUGGACCUGGAUGAGGAUGAAGACGGAAACGGUGACUAUCGGAGACAACUUUUGGAUGUCUCUAUUCUCGAGAGACAUCCAUUUACCACGCAAACCUUCAUACCGAUGGGUUUGUCGCAACAAGACAAGCAUACACAGUAUCUGGUCAUUGUCGCACCCACACUUCCCGCAAGCGCAUCCAGCCGUCACACGGGCAGGGCGCCGCCGUACCCCACACCCUACCUUGAGCGGAAGAAGAGCGUCUUGGACGUUUUUGCCCGGGCGCGACCCAGCCCCUUCACCAACGAAAAGGUGCCUACAAAAAGUCAGUUCUCGCGGCUGCAUCCAUCCGCAAGGCCCAAGGGACCUGGCCUGCCAGAUCUCAAGAAUCUCCGCGCUUUCGUUGCGACUGGAAGUCAGGCUGUGACGUAUGGAGCCGGGACAUGGCAUGCGCCCAUGAUAGUCGUUGGAGACCGUCCGAUUGACUUUGUCGUUGUGCAGUUCGCGAAUGGAGUAAGCAAUGAGGACUGCCAAGAGAUACUACUGCAACCGAAUAGCGCUUCGGAGGGCGUAGUAGUGACAGUUGAGACCGAUUCAUCAGGUACCAUACAGGUCAAGGCUGGUGUUGGCUCGGUAAAGGCGAAAUUGUGAUGCGAAUUGCUCUCAUUCUUGUUUUGUGAAACACGCUGUAAGACCGAACCAUGUAAAUGCUCACGCAUGUAGAAUAUUUUCUCACACCAUCAUCUGCCAACUGACGCAGCAAGAUGUCAACUCUCAUCA